AUGAGCUUCGUUAAGGUUCGGCCAAUCAGGUGGCAGCACGUGGCAACAGAGGCGUCAAGGGGCGCCACCCGCCUGGUGCCUGUGUUCCCGCUUCGCCUCUACGACCCCCUCCUCUUCUCCCUCCGCUCCAUCCCUCCCUUCCACACCUUCCAUCCUGUUCUUCCGAACCAACAACCAGACCAGUGUGGGAGAGUGAGUGUGGGGGUGAGGAUUCAGGGCGUCCCUGUGAGUACGCUGGCUACUGGCCCGGCAGCAGCUUCGGGGCAAGGUGGUUCGAGGCAUGAUGGUUUGGGGCAAGGUGGUUCGGCAUGGAGUGCCUUGGAUCGGGAGAUGGAACGGCGGCUGCCAGGUCAGCUCCGGCGAGCGCUGCUGCCGUUCCAGAGGGAGGGGGUGGAGUUUGCAGUGGGGAGAGGGGGGCGCUGCCUGAUAGCAGACGAGAUGGGCGUGGGGAAGACCAUCCAGAGGGAGGGAGUGGCGUUUGCAGUGGGGAGAGGGGGGCGCUGCCUGAUAGCAGACGAGAUGGGCGUGGGGAAGACCAUGCAGAGGGAGGGAGUGGCGUUUGCAGUGGGGAGAGGGGGGCGCUGCCUGAUAGCAGACGAGAUGGGCGUGGGGAAGACCAUCCAGGCCAUAGCAGCAGCGGCGUGGUACAUGGCAGAGGGUCCUCUCCUCAUCGUGUGUCCGGCAUGCCUCAGACUGCAGUGGGCCGAGCAGCUGGAGAGAUGGCUGCCCUUCCUGCGCCCGUCUCAAAUCCACAUUGGUAAGCCUCUGCCCUCGCAGCAACCAGGUAACAGCUGGCGUGGGUGCUAUGAGCUGCCCUCUCCUCAUCGUGUGCCCGGCGUGCCUCAGGCUGCAGUGGGCCGAGCAGCUGGAGAGGUGGCUGCCCUUCCUUCGCCCGUCUCAAAUCCACAUUGGCUGCAGUGGGCCGAGCAGCUGGAAAGGUGGCUGCCCUUCCUGCGCCCGUCGCAGAUCCACAUAGGUAAGCCUCCUGCCCUCUCCGCACCCAGGCUGCAAUGGGCCGAGCAGCUGGAACGGUGGCUGCCCUUCCUCCGCCCGUCUCAAAUCCACAUUGUGUUUGGCCAGAGGGACGAUCUAGUAGAGGAGGACGAGGGGGAGAGGAAGCUGGGAGCUGGCACGGAAGGUCACUUGAACGGGCACACGGACAAGGAAAAGAGCACAGGUGAGGUUACAUUUCAGAGACAGAGGGACGAUCUAGUGGAGGAGGACGAGGGGGAGAGGACGCUGGGAGCUGGCACGGAAGGUCACUUGAACGGGCACACGGACAAGGAAAAGAGCACAGGUGAGGUUACAUUUCAGAGACAGAGGGACGAUCUAGUGGAGGAGGACGAGGGGGAGAGGACGCUGGGAGCUGGCACGGAAGGUCACUUGAACGGGCACACGGACAAGGAAAAGAGCACAGGUGAGGUUACAUUUCAGAGACAGAGGGACGAUCUAGUGGAGGAGGACGAGGGGGAGAGGACGCUGGGAGCUGGCACGGAAGGUCACUUGAACGGGCACACGGACAAGGAAAAGAGCACAGGCAGUGGGAUUGAACUAGUGGAGGAGGACGGGGGGAAGGGGGCGCUUGGAGGUGGCAUGGAUGGCAAGAACGAUUUCAUGGAGGAGUACGAAGGGGAGUGGGCUCUCGCUUUGAGACGUCUCAAAAAAGGAGAGGAGUACGAAGGGAGAGGGCUCUCGCUUUGA
Molecule: messenger RNA, 1701 nt
Organism: Closterium sp. Naga37s-1
Lineage: Eukaryota; Viridiplantae; Streptophyta; Zygnematophyceae; Desmidiales; Closteriaceae
Source: the annotation of a GenBank genome assembly